AUGAGUGUCGUCGGUAUAGAUUUGGGUGCGCAAAGCACCAAAAUUGGUGUUGCCCGCAACAAGGGCAUUGACAUUAUUGCCAAUGAAGUCUCCAACCGUCAGACCCCCUCCGUCGUUGGAUUCACUCCUCGCAGCCGAAACCUCGGCGAGGCCGCCAAAGGUGCAGAGAUCUCGAACCUUAAGAACACCGUUGGCUCCCUCAAGCGCCUGAUCGGCCGUUCUUUCAACGAUCCCGAUAUUGCCAUCGAGCAGGAAUACAACACAUGCAAACUGGUCGACGUCAAUGGCCAGGCCGGUGUCGAGGUCAACUACCUUGGCAAGAAGGAGAAGUUCACAGCAACCCAGUUGGUCGCUGCGUACCUUUCCAAGAUCAAGGACAUCACCGCCAAGGAAUUGCGCACUCCCGUCUCCGACGUCACCGUCAGCGUUCCUGCUUGGUUCACUGACGUUCAGCGUCGGGCUAUGAUUGACGCUGGUGAUAUCGCUGGUCUCAACAUCCUUCGUCUCAUCAAUGACACCACCGCUACCGCUCUUGGCUGGGGUAUUACCAAAUUAGAUCUCCCCGGCCCCGAGGAGAAGCCCCGCCGUGUUAUGUUCGUCGACAUUGGUUACUCCGAUUACACUGCCUCUAUUGUUGAGUUCCGCAAGGGUGAACUGAACGUCAAGGCUACCGCCUACGAUCGUCACUUCGGUGGUCGUAACUUCGACAAGGCCCUGACCGAGCACCUCGCCGUCGAAUUCAAGGAGAAGUUCAAGGUCGACAUCCACACUAACGGCAAGGCCUGGACCCGUACCUUGGUCGCCGCUGAGAAGCUCAAGAAGGUCCUCUCGGCUAACGCCCAGGCACCUUUGAGCGUCGAGUCCCUUAUGGAUGACGUUGACGUCCGCGCUAUGAUGAAGCGUGAGGAGCUCGAGCUCCUAGUCAAGCCUCUCCUUGAUCGCCUGACCGCUCCUCUGGAGCAGGCACUCUCCGAGGCCAAGCUUCAGAUUGAGGACAUUGACCAGAUUGAGAUGGUCGGUGGCUGCACCCGUGUCCCCUCUAUCAAGGAAACCCUCACCAAGUUCUUCGGCAAGAACCUGUCCUUCACCCUGAACCAGGACGAGGCCAUUGCCCGCGGUUGUGCUUUCAGCUGUGCUACUCUCUCCCCUAUUUUCCGUGUCCGUGACUUCGCCGUUCACGACAUUGUCAACUACCCCAUUGACUUCACCUGGGAGCAGUCCCCCGAGAUCCCAGAUGAGGAUACUAGCCUCACUGUCUUCAGCCGUGGCAAUGUCAUGCCUUCCACCAAGAUCCUCACUUUCUACCGCAAGCAGCCCUUCGAUCUCGAGGCCCGCUACUCCGACGUCGCGGCUAUGCCCGGCAAGGUCAACCCCUGGAUUGGCCGCUUCUCCGUCAAGGGCGUCCAGGCUGAUGCCAACAACGACUUCAUGAUCUGCAAGCUCAAGGCCCGUCUCAACCUGCACGGUAUCCUCAAUGUCGAGUCCGGAUACUACGUCGAGGAUAUUGAGGUCGAGGAGCCCAUUGAGGAGGAGAAGAACGAGGACGAGAUGGACGAAUCUAAGGAUGAGGAGCCCAAGAAGACCCGCAAGGUUAAGAAGCAGGUUCGCAAGGGUGACCUCCCCAUUUCCUCCGCCACCGGCGGCUUCGACCAGGCCACCAAGGAGGCUUGGACCGAGCGCGAAAACGCUAUGUACAUGGAGGAUAAGCUUGUCGCCGAGACCGACGAGAAGAAGAAUGAGCUCGAGGCCUCCAUCUACGAGCUCCGUGACAAGAUUGACGGCGUGUACUCCGAGUUUGCCAGCGAGGAGGAGAAGGAGAAGUUGAAGGCCAAGCUCACGACCACCGAGGAUUGGCUGUACGAAGAUGGUGAAGACACCACCAAGUCUGUCUACGUUGCCAAGAUGGACGACAUCCGCUUCAUCGCCGGCCCUAUCAUCCAGCGCUACAAGGAGAAGGCCGAGGCCGAGCGCGACGCCGUCCGCAAGGCCGAUGAGGAAGCCGCCGCUCGGCGACGCGCCGAACUUGAGGCCAAGAAGAACGCUCAGGGAGAUUCCGACAUGCAGGAUGCCCCCGAGGGCGAACUUGAGGAGCAGUAG
Messenger RNA from Penicillium roqueforti, 2097 nucleotides. It is a transcript of the gene hsp88, whose product is annotated as Hsp70 chaperone Hsp88. Gene Ontology annotation, molecular function: ATP binding; ATP-dependent protein folding chaperone. Lineage: Eukaryota; Fungi; Ascomycota; Eurotiomycetes; Eurotiales; Aspergillaceae. Bases 1 to 2097 code for a protein of 698 amino acids. Gene Ontology annotation, cellular component: cytosol; nucleus. The record is from RefSeq and is a predicted model, not a curated record. The transcript has 4 exons. Gene Ontology annotation, biological process: protein folding.